GGGCGUGGACAUCAUAUCUACUGUAAUACUGACGCAUAUCAUAGCAAGCGUUCCCUUUAUACUGUGUAGUCAUGUGAAGAUUCGCUUGCUUUUCCUUGUUUUAAUUUCUUAAGGUUUAUUUUACCUUGAUGAAUGUUUUGUCAUAGAUCGAAACAAUGAAUUGCUCUCCAACCGGUGAUAUACAACCACAGUGAUCUUGAAUGCAACCCAUGUGUUUGACAAAAAUAAUUCCGAUCAGUGAUGGGGGCAAGGAAAAAUGGUUUCCGCAGCGAAAUCGAUACACUGGAAGUAACACGCGUUUUCGUUAUUUUUUGUUUUUAUUUGCUCCGAUGAUAAAGAUUCAGCAGAUUGAUAGAAUAAAAGGCUGCUAACAGGCCGCGAGACUUAAUAUAGAUAUGGCAGCAGUUAGCUUCUCCGAACCGCUCUCUCAGCCGUGCAUUUAUCACGAAAAAUUGAAAGUUGAACUGAACGUGAAGAGACCCCUGACGCCUGUCCACCUAAACCCAGAGCAGGUGGGUCUAGAGAUGCUGUAUCUCUGUGGACAACUGGACCUACUCAUCAGGGCACAGGUACAGCAGUUCCAAGAGCAGCUAAGACAGGACUGCAGCCCCGAGGAGUCAGACACUUUCCAUGAGCAAGGGACAGAUAUUAUCGAACAGAUGCUCCAGUGCUUAGAACACCUGCCAAAACCUACGCCACAGCUGGAGGACUAUCUGGACAUGGUGGGUCUGUCAACCCUCUACCCUCGCGUCGAGGUGUUCCUCAUCCAGGGCAGUCCAGUGGACAUGCUGGAGAAACCCCAAAUGGACGACUAUUUCUGCCACAUUGGGAGACUCAAUCAGCUACUAGUACUCAGUCAGCAACUGGAAGAGGAUGUGAAACAUCUCGGGAGCCAUAAAUACAUUGCUCACCAGCUGUCAGUUAUAUAUCAAGUGCUCAACUCAUUCCGAGGCAUUGAGCCUCUGUCGAUCUUGAAGGAAGAGAUUGAGGCCAACUUCAAACAGAUGAAGACGUCUCUGGUGACAGAUAAGGGCUCCAGACAGGAGCCUCAGCUCCCAGCACAAUACAUCAGCUGGAUAUUGGAGCUGACUCACAAUAUAACCUCAACGGUGUCCUCACUACCAGAGGAGCUCACGGAGGAUCUGAGUCUAGCUAUGACAUUUGUGUCCCAGCUAUGACAUCACACCUUACCUCCUUGGUUAGGUGAAUGAAUGUUAAUGAAUGUGUUCCAAAUGUGUUAGGCCAAAUGUCUAAAAAGAGGUGCUAAAUAAUGUUAUUGUUUGAAUUUACAUUUUAACAAAUUAUUGUUUACAUUGGGAAAUAAAGUACAAUAAUUGA
Esox lucius (northern pike) is the source of this 1338-nucleotide messenger RNA. RefSeq lists its product as uncharacterized. The coding region runs from base 396 to 1178 and encodes 260 amino acids. The transcript is spliced from 8 exons. The record is from RefSeq and is a predicted model, not a curated record. NCBI's taxonomy places the organism in Eukaryota, Metazoa, Chordata, Actinopteri, Esociformes, Esocidae.